GGGAAGUGACGUCACAGCGCGAUGGCGGCGGAUCCUCUAGGCAGCUGAAAGGGGAUUUAGGCCCGGAAGAUCCGAGUCCAUCCGCGGCGGGGAGAGGGCAAGCGGGACCGGUAGGGGCCGGAGCAGCGGCGGCGGCGCUCGGACUGUCCCAUCCGUCCCGUAUUGAGGCGCUGGGAGCGGCGGGGCGACGGGAAAGCGAUGGUGAAAGCGGGGCCGUGAGGGGGGCGGAGCCGGGAGCCGGACCCGCAGUAGCGGCGGCAGCGGCGCCGCCUCCCGGAGUUCAGACCCAGGAAGCGGCCGGGAGGGCAGGAGCGAAUCGGGCCGCCGCCGCCAUGGAGCUGAGAGUCGGGAACAGGUACCGGCUGGGCCGGAAGAUCGGCAGCGGCUCCUUCGGAGACAUCUAUCUCGGUACGGAUAUUGCUGCAGGAGAAGAGGUUGCCAUCAAGCUUGAAUGUGUCAAAACCAAACACCCUCAGCUCCACAUUGAGAGCAAAAUCUACAAGAUGAUGCAGGGAGGAGUGGGCAUCCCCACCAUCAGAUGGUGCGGGGCAGAGGGGGACUACAACGUCAUGGUGAUGGAGCUGCUGGGGCCAAGCCUGGAGGACCUCUUCAACUUCUGCUCCAGGAAAUUCAGCCUCAAAACCGUCCUGCUGCUUGCUGACCAAAUGAUCAGUCGCAUCGAAUACAUUCAUUCAAAGAACUUCAUCCACCGGGAUGUGAAGCCAGACAACUUCCUCAUGGGCCUGGGGAAGAAGGGCAACCUGGUGUACAUCAUCGACUUCGGGCUGGCCAAGAAGUACCGGGACGCACGCACCCACCAGCACAUCCCCUAUCGUGAGAACAAGAACCUCACGGGGACGGCGCGGUACGCCUCCAUCAACACGCACCUUGGAAUUGAACAAUCCCGAAGAGAUGACUUGGAGUCUCUGGGCUACGUGCUAAUGUACUUCAACCUGGGCUCUCUCCCCUGGCAGGGGCUGAAGGCUGCCACCAAGAGACAGAAAUAUGAAAGGAUUAGCGAGAAGAAAAUGUCCACUCCCAUCGAAGUGUUGUGUAAAGGCUACCCUUCCGAAUUUGCCACAUACCUGAAUUUCUGCCGUUCCUUGCGUUUUGACGACAAGCCUGACUACUCAUACCUGCGGCAGCUUUUCCGGAAUCUGUUCCAUCGCCAGGGCUUCUCCUAUGACUACGUGUUCGACUGGAACAUGCUCAAAUUUGGUGCCAGCCGGGCCGCCGAUGACGCUGAGCGGGAGCGCAGGGACCGAGAGGAGCGGCUGAGACACUCGCGGAACCCGGCUACCCGCGGCCUCCCUUCCACAGCCUCCGGCCGCCUGCGGGGGACGCAGGAAGUGGCUCCCCCAACACCCCUCACCCCUACCUCACACACGGCUAACACCUCCCCCCGGCCCGUCUCCGGCAUGGAGAGAGAGCGGAAAGUGAGUAUGCGGUUGCACCGCGGGGCCCCCGUCAACAUCUCCUCGUCCGACCUCACAGGCCGACAAGAUACCUCUCGCAUGUCCACCUCACAGGUAGGUGCAGAGCUCCCGGGCGGGCGCUGGGCCUCAGGCUACCCCGUCCAAGUCAAGAGCGGGCUGUGGUUUCUCCAGGGCUGCUGCUUUCCUUUUUUCCCCCCAUUUUUGAGAGUUUUUAGUCUCGCCAGGGUGUGGCGUCUUGGUUGCAGAUGAGGCUUCUCGGGAGGGCCUGGGAGACAUGCUGGGCCGUCAUGGGGCUUGUCUUCUGGUUGCGGGUGGCCAGUCUCAGGUCUCAGGUCCCCGAGGCCAGCAAACCGUGGGGGCUUUCUCCUGCUGUUUGAGUGCCCCGCUGCCCGCAGCCGUCCCCAGGCAGCUGACACCACUCGCCUGCUUGCGCCCCAUUGUGGGUGCCCCCGGCCCAAGGGAACCUUCCUCAUUCUUCCUCAUUCUUGCCACUGGCCAGGGAUGGAGGCCCGUAGGGACCUCCACGGGCUUCUUGUGAGACCCUCCCUGGUGGCAUGCCCUGCCACGAGGCUUCCCUUCUUUUGACGGCCUCGCCUGUCUUCCCUUGGACGAGAAGUACCCUGUUGCACAGCCCAGGCCUGGCCACGGCCGCCGCCUCUUCAGCAUCCUGCAGCGGCCUCUCCUCUCCUCGCUCUGGCUUCUGUUGUCUUUUGCGUUUGCUAACGUGCUCUUUGAACUAGAACAGCUUUCUCCAUAUGGAUCCAUUAUAUUUCUUCAAAUAGUUUUCUGGGUUGUUCGCCAGCAGGGGCAGGGUUAGUGGGGCAGGGCUGUGUUUCACCAGCAGGCAUCCUGGGGGGUGCCCAGAUCCCCCACGGGUCUUCCGGAUGAGCAGGAACUCAGUUCAGAAAUGCCCUGGAGCCUGGCUCUGGGCUUGUGGGGAGGUGUUUGUUGGGAUCACAGGAUGGACCCAGGCCUGCUGCCGUGAGUGGGGCUGGGUGUAGCUGGCUAGCCAGGAACAUGCCGGAGUGGGGAGCACUCUUGACCACUUGCCGUCUUUUAAUGAUUGGGGUUACUGCACGUUUCUAAUUCACUAAUAAUUUCACUAGAAACAGACCUUUUUGUAUAACUUCCUCCCAAAGAGACCAAAGAUGCAGGGAUUUUGGCUUCGUGGUUAUUUUGACUUUGUGGUUAUAUGAAUUGGGCUCGAGGGGUCUGGGCUGCAUCAUGAGAGUGGGUCCCUUACGUGCACACAACCCUGCUGUCACCUCCAGACACAACACAGAAAGGGUUUAACUGCUUUCCACGAGUCUGGCACUUGCGCAUCAGUUCCUGUGAGCAGUUCCCGGGAGGGUCUGUCCGUGCCCUCGUGUCUUGAUGCGCGGCUGGCUCUGUAGCCCCUGGACCAUGGUACAGGAGCCGAGAGUGCUCCCCAUGCUGGGUGCUGACCGGGCUUGGACAGCCUCGCCCCAGCGCUUGGCUGACAAAGACUAGGGAAGGGGCCUGAGUGUUUUUUGUUUGUUUUAAAGAAAGUAAAGUGUCCAGUGGUUUGGGAUCUUUGUGGGCAGUGAAGGUGUCCUGAGUGUGCUGAGCAGUCACAGCCCUGAGUCCAGCUGCCUCUUCUCGGUACACGGCCUUGGCGGCACCUGGGUGUGGCCGUUGUAGCUGUCAGCCCCCAAGGUGGCUGUGAGCAGUGUCUCCUUCCAUGGUGAGCUAUGGCAGGAACCCACAGCUGGCUCUUAGGCCCUCGUUUUCCAUAUGAGGAAAUACGACGUGGGCUCUAACAGCAGGGAGGAGUCUCCAGAGAGAGCUGGUUUGGUGGGUGUGUUCUCUCCAAAAGAAGCCUCUUGGCCUCUGCUCCUGGACACCCUGGGGGGCCUUCCUGAGAGGCAUGUCGAGGGUUCCCCACCUCCAGGGCGGGCCCCCUCCUUCGUCACCAUCUCACAGGAAGGCUUUGGCCGUGUGUCCUUCCUGCCAGACUCUGCCAGCACCAGCACACGUGGUGGCUGUGAGCAGCAGCCCCCAUUUUGAAUCCCAAGGGGGAAUACAGGAGGCUAAAUUGCUCUGAGCGCCUCACCUGUUUGCUCGGGUGAGCUGGAGAGACAGUCACCGUGGGCAGUGACUCAUCCCCGGCCAGUCUUCCUCCUCGGGCCGCGCUCUUCCCUAUUGUUUCUGCUCCUCUCAGGAGACCUUACGCCCUGUGGAGAUGGGAGGAGGCAGCAGGAAGGUCUCCCAGGGCUUGCUGGCCGUGGCUGGGUGUGGAUGGGUGGAAGACCACGUGGCAGCCUGCCUGUAGGUCACAGAGGCCCCCAUAGUUGUAGGACCCCGCCCCAGCCCGGACUCCGCCUGGGUCUGUUCCCUCUUCGCCCCCUCUCUUUUCGGGCUGUUGGUGUUCGGCCAGGGCUCUUUGGCUACAGUAGCCUGGGCCCUAAAGGCCAUCUAGUUGCUGAGUCUGUUUGGGGUUUUUACUUUGUGAGAAGAAGGCCUCGUCAUUCCAACAGUCAAUGACUCGCUUUGAUCAACCCCU
Messenger RNA from Gorilla gorilla gorilla (western lowland gorilla), 3960 nucleotides. RefSeq names its product casein kinase 1 delta (gene CSNK1D). Gene Ontology annotation, molecular function: protein kinase activity; ATP binding. Lineage: Eukaryota; Metazoa; Chordata; Mammalia; Primates; Hominidae. The coding region runs from base 333 to 1685 and encodes 450 amino acids. The record is from RefSeq and is a predicted model, not a curated record. The transcript is spliced from 8 exons. Gene Ontology annotation, biological process: protein phosphorylation.